UGGAGAGGAGGAGGAAGAUGGCGGGAGGGCGGCUCUGAGGAGACCUCGGCGGCGGCGGAGGAGGAGAGAAGCGCAGCGCCGUGCCGCGCCGGGGCCCAUGUGGGGAGGAGUCGGAGUCGCUGUUGCCGCCGCCGCCGCCGCCGCCUGUAACUGCUGGACCCGAGUGGGAGUGAGGGGGAAACGGCAGGAUGAAGUUCGCCGAGCACCUCUCCGCGCACAUCACUCCCGAGUGGAGGAAGCAAUACAUCCAGUAUGAGGCUUUCAAGGAUAUGCUGUAUUCAGCUCAGGAUCAGGCGCCUUCUGUGGAAGUUACAGAUGAGGACACGGUAAAGAGGUAUUUUGCCAAGUUUGAAGAAAAAUUUUUCCAAACCUGUGAAAAGGAACUUGCCAAAAUCAACACAUUUUAUUCAGAAAAGCUUGCAGAGGCUCAGCGCAGGUUUGCUACACUUCAGAAUGAGCUUCAGUCAUCACUGGAUGCACAGAAAGAGAGCACUGGCGUUACUACACUGCGACAGCGCAGGAAGCCAGUCUUUCAUUUGUCCCAUGAGGAACGUGUCCAACAUAGGAAUAUUAAAGACCUUAAACUGGCCUUCAGCGAGUUCUACCUCAGUCUUAUCCUGCUGCAGAACUAUCAGAAUCUGAAUUUUACAGGGUUUCGAAAAAUCCUCAAAAAGCAUGACAAAAUCCUGGAAACUUCUCGUGGAGCAGAUUGGCGAGUGGCUCAUGUUGAAGUGGCCCCAUUUUAUACGUGCAAGAAAAUCAACCAGCUUAUCUCUGAAACUGAGGCUGUAGUGACUAAUGAACUUGAAGAUGGUGACCGACAAAAAGCUAUGAAGCGUUUACGUGUCCCUCCUUUGGGAGCUGCUCAGCCUGCACCAGCAUGGACUACUUUUAGAGUUGGUCUAUUUUGUGGAAUAUUCAUUGUACUGAAUAUUACCCUUGUGCUUGCCGCUGUAUUUAAACUUGAAACAGAUAGAAGUAUAUGGCCCUUGAUAAGAAUCUAUCGAGGUGGCUUUCUCCUGAUUGAAUUCCUUUUUCUACUGGGCAUCAACACAUAUGGUUGGAGACAGGCUGGAGUGAAUCAUGUGCUCAUCUUUGAACUUAAUCCAAGAAGCAAUUUGUCUCAUCAGCAUCUUUUUGAGAUUGCUGGAUUCCUUGGGAUAUUGUGGUGCCUGAGCCUUCUGGCAUGCUUCUUUGCUCCAAUUAGUGUCAUCCCCACAUAUGUGUAUCCACUUGUCCUUUACGGAUUUAUGGUUUUCUUUCUCAUCAACCCCACCAAAACUUUCUAUUACAAGUCGCGGUUUUGGCUGCUUAAACUGCUGUUUCGAGUAUUUACGGCCCCCUUCCAUAAAGUAGGCUUUGCUGAUUUCUGGCUGGCCGAUCAGCUGAACAGCCUGUCAGUGAUAUUGAUGGACCUGGAAUAUAUGAUCUGCUUCUACAGUUUUGAGCUCAAAUGGGAUGAAAGUGGGGGCCUGUUGCCAAAUAAUUCAGAAGAACCCGAAAUUUGCCACAAAUACUCGUAUGGCGUGCGGGCCAUUGUUCAGUGCGUUCCCGCGUGGCUUCGUUUCAUCCAGUGCCUGCGCCGGUAUCGGGACACAAAGAGGGCCUUCCCUCACUUGGUCAAUGCUGGGAAGUACUCCACAACUUUCUUCACUGUCACGUUUGCAGCCCUGUACAGCACUCACAAAGAACGAGGUCACUCAGACACCAUGGUAUUCUUUUACCUUUGGAUUGUGUUUUGUAUCAUCAGUUCCUGCUAUACCCUCAUCUGGGAUCUGAAGAUGGACUGGGGUCUCUUUGAUAAGAAUGCUGGAGAAAACACCUUUCUCCGGGAAGAGAUUGUAUACCCCCAAAAAGCCUAUUACUACUGUGCCAUCAUAGAGGAUGUGAUUCUGCGCUUUGCUUGGACUGUCCAAAUCUCAAUCACCUCCAUGACGUUGUCACCUCAUUCUGGGGACAUCAUUGCCACUGUCUUUGCUCCCCUUGAGGUUUUCCGGCGAUUUGUGUGGAACUUCUUCCGCCUGGAGAAUGAACAUCUGAAUAACUGUGGUGAAUUCCGUGCCGUGCGGGACAUCUCUGUAGCCCCUCUGAAUGCAGAUGACCAGACACUCCUAGAACAGAUGAUGGACCAGGAUGACGGGGUACGAAACCGCCAGAAGAACCGGCCAUGGAAGUACAGCCAGAGCAUAUCCUUGCGCCGGCCUCGCCUCGCUUCUCAAUCCAAGGCUCGUGACACUAAGGUAUUGAUAGAAGACACAGAUGAUGAAGCUAACACUUGAAUCCUCUGAAGACUAGAUUAACAUCUUUGGUUUUCCUACUCUACAAUUCUUUCCUCGACCAACGCAACCUCUAGUACCUUUCCAGCCGAAAACAGGAGAAGACACAUAACACAUUUCCGAGCUCUUCCAGAUCGGAUCCUAUGGACUCCAGACAAGCUCACUGUGUUUCUUUUCUUUUCUUCUGGUUUAAUUUUCAUUUUCUAUUUUUAAAACAAAUAUUUACUUCAUUUUGCCAAUCAGAGGACAUUUUAAGGAACAAAAACAUAGUAUCUUAUGGAUUGUUUACAAUCACAAGGACACAGAUACCUAUCAGGAUGGAAGAACAGGCAUUGCAAGGACCCUCUGAUGGGACGGUACCGAGAUACCUCGGCUUCCGCUGGGCCCGGUUUUGACUGGUUGAAACCGGACAUUGAUUUUUAAAUUUUUUGUCAGUUUAUGUGGAGAAUUUUUUCCUUUCCUUCAUACCCAGCGCAGAUGCACUGGCCGCACUUGCAGGGAAAGUGCAACUUAGAGCAGUACCUUCAUUCAUGAAGCUACUUUUUAAUUUGAUGUAACUUUUCUUAUUUUGGGGAGGGUUACUGGGUGGGCGGGAAAUAUGAUGUAUUUGUUGCAUAUAGUUUUCUCAUUAUUUAUGAAACUUAACCAUAAAAGAAUGCUAUAACUCCUGUGCAAUGAAGGUGGUAACAGUGAAAGACGACAGGGGAAACUAAUGUUGGACAGCAUGUGAGGGUUUAGUCCACAAUACCUCUUUGAUGAGACAACUCGCACCAGUUUGACUUUUUCUUUUCUUUUCUUUUCUUUUUUUUUAAUUUUAAGCCAAAGUUUUAUUACUGAUUUUUUUAAGUUGCUGCUGCUUUAGAAUCCUGAGCAUGUCUUUCAUAACAAAGUAUCUAUAUACUUCUACGUAACUGGUUGAAAUUUUUUAAGAGGUCUGAUACUUUUUUUUAAGGAACAAAUGUGGAAUAUAUUUGCCCAUACUCCAACCAUAACAACUGAAGUUAUGCCUUAUUAAGCUUCAGCAUUUAGGGUAAUGGAAGUAUAAACUUUACUGACUCUGAACAAGAAGAUAAAACUAUUUCAGAGACUCCCUACACCUUACUGGAUAGUUUUUCUUUUGGAUUCACUUGCUUUAGCCAGAAUUUGGUCAAAUUAAGUCUGUCUUGGGGAAACCAUAUUUUUGAGAGCAAAGAACAAAUUCUCCUUCUUCUGUCACAUUACAUGAAUAAAACAGACCUUGGCAACCAUUUCUUCCAGCAGUUUUAAAGGAUGAACAUUGGAUUUCAUUCCCUCCUAUGAGAGAAAAAACAACCUGCUUUUAAGAUUUUUGAGGUCUAAACUUGGUGUAAACAAAAGGUAUAUUUCUUAGACAUUAUCAGACUCUCAUGGUCUGUGCACAAUGCCCAUUUUUACUUCUUUGUCUAAUUUCUUUCCUACGUUCCUAAGUCAUCCAAAUAAGCCCCCAAACCUUAAAGGAUUUUGCUUCCUUGAAUGUGGUUGGCAUUAAAUUGAGCAUUUCAUUAUCUAACAAAAUUAAUAGAAAUACCAGAAAAAGUGAAGUAUGUUUUAAUCCACCCAUCCCCCCCAGGUCCAGAUGAAGAUUCCAGCAUCAACAUCAGUGGAUUCAUGAAAGUAAAUUACUUCUGCUGUUUUCAGCUUAAUCUUAGGCAAAGAGACAAAUGAGUGGAAGGGCAGCUGUUAUUAUCACUUACUCAGUCUUGAAAAUACAUGGUCACUUGCCCCUUACAAUACCCCCAUGGUCAGUAGCUCUUCUACCACGUAUUGCCAAGUCUUCCUGACACCUGUUGUGAUUCUAGUAGAUUAUAUUAAAGUUACUGUUACUACCAAAAUUCUAUCAAUUAACUGACAAAUAGUUCCUUUUUAAAGGAGUUUAUUCCAUUUUUAUUCUGACAAGCUUCCAAAGUUUUUUCCCUUUCCAAAUUGUGAGAUUUUUUUUUUUUCUGAAAAAUCAUACAAAUUUUUGGCUUUUGUUGUUUUUUUAUGUUUUGCCAAGCAUGUUCUUUGGCCCAAAACUGAAGAGGAAAAGUUUAAUUACUUUUUUUUAGUUUAAAUAAUCAUUUAUAAUAAUCAGUGGUAAUAAUUUAGUGACCUUUAAUAGAUUAAAGGUUUCAUUACUUAUACUUGGGAUUUUUUUUUCUAACUAUUUUGUUUUUGUACUUUAAAACUAUGGGGGAAAUAUCACUGGUCUGUCAAGAAGUAACAGUAAUUAUUACUGAGUUGGAUAAGUCCAGUGGACCAGUCAUUUCUUGUACAAAUAAAACUGGUGGUACUAAUGUGUAUCCAGAGCAAUUUGAAUUGUCAACUUCAUUUUCUGUUAGUGGCACUAUAGAAUGACACAUAAAAUCUUAUAGUUGACUUCUGGUA
Molecule: messenger RNA, 4661 nt
Organism: Lutra lutra (Eurasian river otter)
Lineage: Eukaryota; Metazoa; Chordata; Mammalia; Carnivora; Mustelidae
Gene: XPR1
Product: xenotropic and polytropic retrovirus receptor 1
Exons: 15
Coding region: 189-2279 (696 amino acids)
Biological process (GO): phosphate ion transport; cellular response to phosphate starvation
Cellular component (GO): cytoplasm; plasma membrane; Golgi apparatus
Molecular function (GO): inositol hexakisphosphate binding
Source: RefSeq, a predicted model, not a curated record